GGUGUUAUGAGAGCCCAGGUUGCUCUGAUAGUGGCCUUCAGCUCUUCUGCAUUGUUGGGUCUGGCAUAUCGCAUCUUCCUCUUCACAAUACCCCAUAGAUUUUCUAUGGGAUUAAGGUCAGGCGAGUUUGCUGGCCAAUUAAGAACAGGGAUACCAUGGUCCUUAAACCAGGUACUGGUAGCUUUGGCACUGUGUGCAGGUGACAAGUCCUGUUGGAAAAUGAAAUCUGCAUCUCCAUGAAGUUGGUCGGAAUGGAAUGAAUGGAAUUAGUGAAAUAAAUCAACUUUUUGAUGAUAUUCUAAUUAUAUGACCAGCACCUGUAUAAGCAGAUUCUUUCUCAUUUAAAUUUCAACUCUAUUCUGUACAAACAUCAGUAUGGAUUUCAUAAAAAUUAUUCUACAUAUAUGGCUUUGCUCCACCUUGUUGACAAGUUGACAUGUGCCCUUGAAAACAAUGAGUUUACUUGUGGUCUGUCAAAAGCUUUUGAUACAGUCAAUGAUAGGGCUGUCACCAUAAACCGACGAAAAAUAUCAGGUGAUUUAUGCACAGCUUUUGAGUGAAGUAGGGUAAAAUGCUGCUGCAUCCCAAAGCCAGAGGGCGCUCUUGUGCGGAAACUCCAAAUACACACUGCAGAAGAAGACCAUAACACGUUCUAGAAUCUAGGAAAUGCCCAUGGACGUCUUUUUAUCACUGUUACUCAAGCCUCCUCAGGUAUUUUUAUGAUAAUAAAGUAUAUUUAUAAUGAUCAUGUUUGACGGGUGUUGCUUUUUCAAAUGCACAUUAUAAGCGACUCAAACUCGCACUGCUUUUAGAUCGAGCAGCAUUUCCUACUGAUCCCAGAGCUGUGCUUCACGGACAAGCUACGCAUUAAAACAAAUAUCGACAUGUUGCAUAUCGCAGCCAGCUUGAUUACAAUAGGAUUUAGUGGUAUCGCGAUAAAUUAUCAUGCAGCCCUAAGUCAAUCAUUACAUUUUAUUGGACAAGGGUUGCUACUCUAGCAAAGCAAUGUUAUACUGUGGGGUUCCUCAGGGGUCCAUACUUGGACCCUUAUUAUUUCUUUUAUAUAUAAAUGAUUUAUCAGAUGUCUCAAAUAUUCUUACUCCAAUAAUGUUUGCAGGUGAUACAACCUUAAUUGUUUCUGCUAAUUGCUAAUUGGUUUAAUUUAAAUAAGUUAUCAUUAAAUAUAAAAAAUCUAAUUUUAUUAUUUUUGGUGGAUCUUUAGGAUACCCUAAAGAUUUAUCAAAAAUUACAAUUGAGUCUAUCGAGGUGCCUCAAGUGUCAUCCACAAAAUUCCUGGGAGUUUUUGCUGAUGAGAAGUUGAGUUGGAAGGAACAUAUACAGUAGAUUAUGUGAGCAUAAAAAUAUAUAAAUCCAAAGGUAUAAUAGGGAGGGUUAGGCACCUAAUUACUACAGAGUGUCUUCUUACACUUUAUUAUAGUUUAAUUUAUCCAUAUCUUUCUUAUUCUAACAAGUACUUUCCCUUCUAUUCUUGGAAAACUUUUCAUUUUUCAGAAACGUUUUGUUAGGAUGGCAACCCAUUGAAAUGCAUAUGCCUCAUCUGUUCCUCUAUUUCAGAAACUUCAGGUCCGAUUCCUCCUUCAACUUCUUUUUCUUCUUCUUCAUUUUCUUCGCUCAAAUCGGCAUCUACAUCAUUCAGAGUGUGGGCAUCCCGCGAUGGGGAAACAGCGGUUGGAUCGCUGCCGUGUCUGUGGUAGGCAGUAACCUGGCGGUGGGCGUCAUCAUGAUGGUUGUGGCAGCGUUCUUCACCGUCUGCGCCGUGAUGUCUGUGGUUUUACUGAAAAUGGUUCAUUCUCACUACCGUCGCACGGGCGCCAGCUUCCAGAAGGCACAGCAGGAGUUUUCUCAGGGCGUCCUGACGAACCGCACCUUCCAGAGCGCCGCCACCAGCGCCGCCACCAGCGCCGCUCAGAGAAAUUAAAACCAUCGGAUCCACAUGAGAGACGCCACACACACACACACAUCACUGGAUUCAUCAUGUUUGAUUGUUUUCAAACUGAAGGUUUGAAGUUUGUGUGUCUGCAGAAAUGAUUCUGUGUCUUUUUGUUAGGUUGAGAUGGGAUAGGAUAGGCUGUACAUUGACAUAAUUGAUGCUCGCGGUGAGAAAUCCAUGUUUAAGUGAAUGUUUAUGGCAGAAGGGUUAAGAAGUUGAUUGCAACAAAUUGAGUUGUAAAUCAUCUGAGGAUAAUGCCAUUUAAUAUUAUUUAUAAGAGAAUAAAAUUGCUGAAACACAUUCCUUGUUAGUGCCUAAAGUAAAGACACACUCCCAGAAUUCUUUGGGAGGACGUGAGCGUGAGUGUGUGAAUGUUAAUGGACGCAUUUGUUUGUCUUCAUUGUAAGACUGAAGGUUUGAUGUGUUGAACAGAAACAUUUGAUCAUGAAGUUUUGACUAGUUUAUAUUUCUGUGUGUAUAAAAUUCAGCUUUUGUGCCAAACAAAUCCAAACGUUCACUCGUUUGCCUCUCCCUUUUUCAACUGUUUUGACAAAUCCUGGCAAUUGAACUUAAAACAUGAAAUGUGUAAAAAAUAUUAGCAAAUAAAAGUCCUGAAAUGUUUCUAUAGUUCUGUGAAGAUCAGUCUGUCAACAGAACAAUAACACGCAUGUUCUGAACAUUAAAUGUUUUUGAUGAACAUUUCUGUCUCACACAUUUUAUUUUUGUUUUUAUGACUCAUGACAUUCUACAUUCAUUUGAUUUAAAGUCUUUUAAAAAGAGUUUGUGUAACCCAAUUUGUGCAAAAAGUAAAAUACAGCUUUCCUGUAGCUCAGUGGUAAGAGCAUGGGUACGAUCCCAGGGAUUGCACAUACUUCGAAACAAAUGUAUAGGAUAAUGCAAUGCAAGUUGUCUGCCAAAUGCAUAAAUGUAAAAUUGAAAGUUUGUCUUUAAGAUUCGUCAUUUAAUAAUGUAAACGUGUCAUCUUGUCAAUCAGAGCAACAUCGCAUCAAUCAUCGGUCGUGUCCGUUUACCAGAACUGUGUCCUUUAUAAAGACAAAUAUCCCCUCAGUUUUGUUAUUUACACACAGAUCAGCUCCAGAUGUUUCCAUUCAGAGUCAAAAUCAAACAAUAAGCUGAAGUUCUAAUUCUGUUUGAUUUAAUUUGAGAAAUAAAGGUAAACAAAUUAUUCAUUUAUCGCUUUCUAGAAAUGUGUGUUGUUGCAAAGCAGCUUUACAAGCAUAAAGAAAGAUGUUUAAAAAAACUGUAUAAAAUGUUGUAUUCAUGGUACUAACUGACGUUUUCUCAAUAAUAUGUACUUGGUGAAACUGAAGUUGUGAAAGUUUUUUAUUGGGUUUUUCUAGUGUAAAUAAGUAAUAUACAGACCAUAAACAUUGUGAUCUAUACAGCACUUCAGGAAAGGAAAUGUAACGGUCUAUAAAGGCAGUAAACAUGGGACUGCAUCACAUCCUACAACACCUAGACAGACCAGGGAUUUACGUCAGGAUCCUGUUUGUAGACUUCAGCUCGGCCUUCAACACCAUAAUCCCAGACCUCCUCCUGCCCAAGCUUACCCAGCUCUCUGUGCCAACCUCUACCUGUCAGUGGAUUAUUAACUUCCUGUCGAACAGGCAGCAGCUACUGAGGUUGGGAAAAUUUAAAUCCAGCACAUGUACCAUCAGCACCGGAGCUCCUCAAGGAUGUGUUCUUUCUCCACAGCUAUAUUCACUCUACACAAACGAAUGCACCUCUACAGACCCUUCUGUCAAACUCCUGAAGUUUGCAGAUGACACCACAGUCAUUGGCCUUAUUCAAGACUGUGAUGAAUCUGCUUACAGAAAGGAGGUUGCUCAGCUGGCUGCCUGGUGUAGUCAAAACAACCUAGAGCUGAAUGCAUUCAAGACAGUGGAGAUGAUAGUGGAUUUCAGAAGGAACCCUCCAUCACUUCCUCCCCUCACCAUCCUGGACAGCACUGUGGAUACUGUGGAGUCAUUCAGGUUCCUGGGCUCCUGCACCAUCUCUCAGGACCUGAAGUGGGAGUCCCACAUAGACUCCAUUGUAAAGAAGGCCCAGCAGAGGUUAUACUUCCUCCGUCAAUUGAGGAAGUUCAACCUACCACAGGAGCUACUGACCCAGUUCUACUCAGUGGUCAUCGAAUCUGUUCUGUGCACAUCAAUUACUGUUUGGUAUGGCUCGGCCACCAAAUCAGACCUACGAAGACUACAACGGACAGUUCGUAGUGCUGAGAAAAUUAUUGGUGCUCCUCUGCCCACACUUCAGGACCUGUACGAUUCCAGAGUGAAAAACAGGGCAAGAAAAAUCAUCAUUGACUCCACACACCCAGCACACAAACUCUUUGAUCUGCUGCCCUCUGGCCGGCGCUUUACAGCACCAAACACCAGGACUUCCAGACACAGAAGCAGCUUCUUCCCCCAGGCAAUCUCCCUCCUAAACAGAUAACUGCUCCUUAAGAGCAAUAUUACACUUCCACUACUCCUAUAGUGUGCACUAAAGUGCCUUAUUAUAUCUACAUAUUAUAUAUACAUGUAUAUAACACUACCUCUACUUACUAAAUUAUCCAUUUGCACAAGUGUACAUACAAUCUGUUAAUAUGUUUAUUCUACUAUAUACUACCCUGUACAAUGUCUCUUAUAUGUUAUUAUCCCCCAUUUUCUGUACAAUAGUCUUUUAUUUUAUAUAUGCACAAUUUAGAAUCUUUUAGACUGUAAAUCGUAUUAUAUUGUAUUGUCAUUGUGUUGAAUGUCUGUACUAGAAGCUUCCAACACCAAAGAAAAUUCCUUGUGUGUGCAAGCACACUUGGCAAUAAAGCUCUUCUGAUUCUGAUUCUAAAUGAGCAAAGCUCAUUCACAUCUCUCAUUCUCUGUGGUUCACUUUAAAUGAUUCAAUGAUCUCUUAUAUUCGCUAGUGACUGAAAAGUUCAAUAGUUUAAAUGAAUCGGUUCAAAUGAGUCAUUCAUGUGCGAGUCGUUCUAAACGCAAUGUGCGUUCAUACUGGCGAACUCUCUGUGUACAGUAUACGCUGAUUCAACGAUCCAACUGCACAGCUAAAGACAUUACAAUGAUGUACGUCAUGUUAAUUUAAGAAAUUAAAUGUACUUGGAUGCAAAACAAACAGCCGUGAAACACAGGCUGGCUCUUGUUCUGCAACUCUUUUUAGCGCCUCAGUGUGCUGAUAACGAAACAGCACCCCCACUGUGGCGUAAAGCAGCAACUGCAGUUACAAAUGACAGUCUCUUAAAUGCAUGCGGCAUUUCUUGUGAAGACUCGCAACAUAA
Messenger RNA from Triplophysa rosa, 5243 nucleotides. RefSeq names its product secretory carrier membrane protein 2 (gene scamp2). The coding region runs from base 3401 to 4408 and encodes 335 amino acids. Gene Ontology annotation, molecular function: methyltransferase activity; 2-oxoglutarate-dependent dioxygenase activity. The transcript has 4 exons. Gene Ontology annotation, cellular component: recycling endosome membrane; trans-Golgi network membrane. The record is from RefSeq and is a predicted model, not a curated record. NCBI's taxonomy places the organism in Eukaryota, Metazoa, Chordata, Actinopteri, Cypriniformes, Nemacheilidae. Gene Ontology annotation, biological process: protein transport.